AUGGAGCGACCUCCAGCAUAUGCGCCAGUCUGCAGCGAUGAACAGGAAGAAAUCCUAGCAGAGCUAGAAGAGAAGGAUGGCGUUUCCUGGAACUCUAAGAGUACUGAGAUCAUCCCGACCAACACGCGCAGCUUCGUGGCGUACAUGUCCAUCCUGCUGCUCUCUCUUUCAGCGAACAUUCUCCUGGUGAUGGACAAUGCAAGGCUUCGAAUUGCGCACAGUCCAGCUAAGAGCAACUACAGUGGAUUAGCCUACGAUACUACUGUGCCAUAUCACGCGACGACAAAGUACUGGCAUCCGAACGCCAGUGAUAGUGAUAUGGAAGGGGCAUGGGACGCUAUUGACACCAAUGCCAUGGCUGUCACGCUUGACGAUAGAUUCGCAAAACGUGUCGGUCUACCCAACUCUACUCGGUUUCCAUGGGAUACCGAGAGAAGCAUCUACUACGUCAAAGGAAUCCACGAUCUGCAUUGUCUUAAACUCAUCCGGAAAGCCAUUGUGUCAAAGCAUAACGACAACCCACAGCCCUUCAAUCUUCUUCACAUCUACCACUGCCUUGACGGACUCCGGCAGGACAUCAUGUGCAAUGCGGACGACACACCGAUACCAGCCCCUGUUACACAUCAGUCGGGCGAAGGUCAGCUUCGGCAGUGUCGUGACUGGGACAAGCUGAUCGCAUGGGCCACGCGUCCUGACCAACAUGCUUGCUACGAGUUUGACGAUUAUCGCGAAGCAACGAACACACUGGAAAACUUUGCAUUCUGCCCCCCGGGUUCGCCUUACCGGGAGUUCCAAGAGGCUUAUUUCCAGUAUCAUGGACACAAAGACGCGUAUGAGCUGUAUGGUGACGAAGAAGAAAUCGUGGUUUUCUGA
Alternaria ethzedia is the source of this 873-nucleotide messenger RNA. RefSeq lists its product as uncharacterized. The record is from RefSeq and is a predicted model, not a curated record. Gene Ontology annotation, biological process: mycotoxin biosynthetic process. The transcript has 3 exons. NCBI's taxonomy places the organism in Eukaryota, Fungi, Ascomycota, Dothideomycetes, Pleosporales, Pleosporaceae. The coding region runs from base 1 to 873 and encodes 290 amino acids.